Coregonus clupeaformis (lake whitefish) is the source of this 5020-nucleotide messenger RNA. RefSeq names its product sterol regulatory element-binding protein 2. Bases 235 to 3771 code for a protein of 1178 amino acids. Gene Ontology annotation, cellular component: nucleus. NCBI's taxonomy places the organism in Eukaryota, Metazoa, Chordata, Actinopteri, Salmoniformes, Salmonidae. Gene Ontology annotation, biological process: positive regulation of cholesterol storage; positive regulation of transcription by RNA polymerase II. The transcript has 19 exons. The record is from RefSeq and is a predicted model, not a curated record. Gene Ontology annotation, molecular function: protein dimerization activity; DNA-binding transcription factor activity, RNA polymerase II-specific; RNA polymerase II cis-regulatory region sequence-specific DNA binding.
CGUAGGUAGUGGAAAACAAGAUGGCGACGUCUAAAUCGUAAAUGAGUUUAUCUAAAUAGAAAUCGGCCGCUCUGGGGCAUCGGUGAAGUGUCACCCUUCCCCGGUUAGUUUAAUAAACUUCGAGCUAAGAUAAAGUGACCUUAUGCGUUGUUAAAGCUUCAAACAUCUCUGGACAUCUUGGUUCUUCCUUCAACAACCUCCGGUUAAAGCCGGGGAGGCGAAGUUCUGAAUUUCAUGAUGGACAGUAACGUUAGUGGGGAGUACAUCUCGACUAUGGAAAAUAUGGAUCCGACUUUGUCAGAACUAGGGGAUGAAUUUACACUGGGAGACAUCGAUGAGAUGCUCCAGUUCGUCAGCAACCAGGUGGGGGACUUCCCCGACCUCUUUGAGGACCAGAUGGCCUCGGCGGGCUCCCUACAGAACGGUGCAGGGGCCACCCCACGCCCAGCCCCACAGACACCCCAGACCACCACCACUACCACAGUUUACCAGAACAGCAACGUGACCCUUACCCCCACCCAAACACUGGCCCCCCUGUCCCUGCCCCUCACCCCACCACAGACCCCAGUCCAGACGUUCUCUUCAGGGCAACAUCAGAUCCGCACCCCUCCCCUGCUCCAGCCGCGGCCCCAGAUGCAGGCCAUCCAGCCCCAGCCCCAGCAGCAACCCACCAUCCAGGUCCACACCCAGAGCAUCCCCAUGCAGACGCAUAGCUUCCCUGUGCACACCCUGGUCCAGACCCACAACCAGACUCUGCCCAUCCAGACCCAGGCCCAGACGGUGAUGAUCACAUCCAACGGCGGCCACUCCCGCUUCAUCCAGAACCCUGUCAUCUGCCACCAGAGUCCCACUACAAGCUUCCAAGUCCUCCAACCGCAGAUGCAGAGCAUAAUGACAUCACCACAGGUUCAACCCAUGACCAUCCAGCACCAGAGACUACUGCAGACGGGCCAGACCAUCCAGACUCUCUCCACAGCACCUACAGUCCACACCAUGCAACAGCAGGUUCAACAGGUACCCCUUUUGGUCCACCAGCCUCAGAUUCUGAAGACAGAGAAUCUGGUUCUGACCACUCUGAAGCCUGACGGGACACAGGUUCUGUCCACCAUGCAGAACCCUGGGAUCACCACCUUGACCCAUCCCAUCCAGACACAGACUCUACAGGUACCGACGCUGAUGGGCAGUAACAUCCUGACCACCGUGCCAGUCAUGAUGGGGUGCGGAGACAAGCUGCCCAUCAAACAGCUGUCUUCAGGCACCUCCCACUGUGUAGGUGGGAACAGGCAGAUGAUGGACCAGGGGAUGGUGAUGGGUCCAGGGGGGGUGAUGAAGGAGGGGGAGAGGAGGACCACCCACAACAUCAUCGAGAAGAGGUACCGCUCCUCCAUCAAUGACAAGAUCCUGGAGCUGAGAGACCUAGUCAUGGGCGGCGAUGCCAAGAUGCACAAGUCAGGAGUGCUGAGGAAAGCCAUCGACUACAUCAAAUACCUGCAGCAGGUCAACCACAAACUACGGCAGGAGAACCUGGCCCUCAAGAUGAACAGCAAGAACAAGUCAGUGGUGCUGUCUGACGAUGUGGAGAUGAAACCAGAGAUGCUGAUGAUGUCACCUCCAGCCUCAGAGUCUGGUUCUGGAUCUCCUCAUGAGUUCUCUCCAUACUGCAUCGACUCAGAGCCUGGUUCUGGAUCUCCUCAUGAGUUCUCUCCAUACUGCAUCGCCUCAGAGCCUGGCAGCCCCUUACUGGACCAUGAACAGGUGAAGAGUGAGCCUGGCUCACCCUCUUCCGUGGGCGUGAUGGAUCGCUCUCGUCUCCUCCUCUGCGCCCUCACCUUCUUAUGUCUCUCCCUCAACCCCCUGCCCUCUCUCCUGGGAUCUGAGGCCCAGGGCAGCUCUGGCUUGACUUCUGCACACAGAGCCUCCAGGACCCUGUUCUCAUUACCCAGCCAGACCCAGAACUUUGCGACCUGGCUUUGGUGCCUGUUGCCAUGGUUAACGGUGUGGGUGUUGAGUGGUGUUGGGGCGGUGUGGGGCUGUGUUAGGGUCCUCUACCUAUGGGAGCCUGUCACCCCCCUCCACUCGCCCAAAUCAGUCUCCUUCUGGAGGCACCGUAAACAAGCAGACCUACAUCUCAACAGAGGUGACUAUACAGCAGCCAUGGCCAGUCUGGAAACCUGCCUGUCAGUCUUGACCAGAGCCCUGCCCACCACCAGUUGGGACCUCCUCUUCUCCCUCUCCUGGAACCUGAUUCGCUACUGUCUGCAUCACCCCACCCCUUUGGGCUGGCUGGUUCGCCAGGUUGGUGGGAAGCACAAGGGAGAAGAGUCCAAGACUAGCUCCCGGGACGCAGCUCUGGUCUACCAUAGGUUGAGCCAGCUGCAGCUCACAGGGAAGCUUCCCCAGCGCAGUGGCCUGUGGGCUCUGUCUCUGUCUAUGAGUGCCGUCAACCUCAGUGAGAGCGCCCAAAACAAGAUGGCCCCCUCCCAGCAGGCCCAGAUCUAUGUCACCACGGCAACAGCUCUGCGCACUGUACUGGGCCACCACCUCUCCUGCCUGCCUGGUUACCUGUUGAGCUGUGCUGAAGGUGUGGCCAGCCAAUCAGACUCCAAGCCCAUCCCUGACUGUCUGCACUGGCUCUUCACCCCAUUGGGCAGGCAGUUCUUCCUCAGCUGUGAUUGGUCUGUGAAGUCUGAGAGCAGAGAGGGCGUGUACACUUCCCAGAGAGACCCAGCUGACCCCAUCGCCCAGCUGCAUCGUUGUUUCUGUGAGAAGCUGCUGGAGAGAGCUGUGCACUCCCUCAUCCAGCCCCACACUGACAUGGAGGCAGGCAAGCCCAAGAACGACUCGGGGGAGUUCUCCAGUGCCUUGGAGUUUCUCCAGCUGUUGAACAGCUGCACAGAGGAGUCCCCCUCUCCUCCCUUCCCAGCCCUGCCUAAUCACACCACCAUGCCAGUGUCAGACCCAGUGAGUCGCUGGUGGGUGUUGGUCCUAAAGGCUGCUGUCCAUUGGCUGCAAGGGGAUGAUGUCGCUGUGAGGUCGCUGCUGGCAGAAGCAGAGCGCAUGCCCAGAGCUCUCCAUACCCUCGAUCACCCGUUGCCCAAGGCUGUGCUGCUGCUGUGUAAGGCGGUGCAGAUGAGCCUGUCUCCUCUGAAGGGAGAGGGGGCGGUGGCCUGUCUGUCUCACUGUGACAGGGCCAGCGGCUACCUGCGUAACGGCAUCUCUGUUCCCCUGUCCGCCCAGUCUGGCAACUGGCUCAACAAGGGGGUGGAGCUCCUGGUCUGUGACCUCUUGCUGACCCUCAGGACCAGCCUAUGGCAAAGAGGAAGCGGCAGCAAUGGGGAGCCAGGCCCUGCCCCUGGCUCCCAAUUGGCUGGAUUCCAGCGGGACCUGAGUUCGUUACGAAGGCUGGGCCAAUGCUACAGACAGGCACAACACAAGGUGUUCCUGCAUGAGACCACAGUGAGGCUGAUGGCUGGAGCCAGUCCCACCCGCACACACCAGCUACUGGAGCACAGCCUCCGACGCAGGACCAACAACCCUGGAUACACCACGGCAGAGGGUGACUGUGUUCUGGGUGAGCGUGAAAGGGCUCAUGCCAUCCUGCUGGCGUGCCGCCACCUACCCUUACCUCUGCUGACCCCACCAGGGCACCGCGCCCGCCUGCUGGCCGAGGCCAAGCGCACCCUUGAGCGAGUGGGCGACCGCCGAUCCCUACAGGACUGCCAGCAGAUCCUGCUCCGCCUCAGCGGGGGCACCACCAUCGCUGCCUCCUGAUGAUUCCCCCCUCACACAGAUCUCAGAUCAGUUAGACCCACACACAGUAACGCUGACUGGUGAUCUACUCACUCAAGUACUGAUCAGUGGUCAGGGAUGAGUUAUUCUCCACCACAUAUUAGAAAUUAGCCCACUCACACAGAUCCCAGAAUCGUCACCUAGCUCUACACACAUAGCACUGAUAAAUUACUAGUCAGCCAUUUCCACACAGCAUCUAAUAGUCAACUACGCAAACAGUCGUAUAUCAUGGACCUAUCACUGUACAGGAGAGACACCAAAAGGGACCUUCAAUCUUCACACUGCCAGCCUGAACAUUGACUACUGUUAACAUUCUGGCAGUGUCAUAUUUACUGUCAACACCCCCAUAGCCACACAGAAGGAAAUUGGAUAUAAUGUGGCCCAUACACUGGACAUGCUUUCUCACAUGCUCACUGGUAUAAUGCUAACACUGUAACGUUGCUAACACUGCUUAACGUAGAGGGAAUCUGCUUACAUGCCCCAAAGGGAAAAGGACCAAAAUGCCUGCCACUGGGUCUCUCAUCCACAUAAAAUUCAGUCUCUCUCUUUGCUUGGCUAAUCAGCCAACAGUUAUUUUGAAUUGUGCCCCACGUUGAAUGGACCUUCAUCCACAAGAGGUUGUGCUCGUCGUGUCUAAAGCUUUAUGACAGAGCUGUAAGUUCACAGGUAGAUGACGGGCUGCACAUGCACUGGCAGUCCACAAGUUAUAGAUGCUACAUGCUAAAAUGUCAUGUACGUCCAAGCUUCACAAUGAUACAUUUAAAAUGUAUGUGUUUUGGACUGACCAAUACAAUAGUUCAACGCAAGGAGACCUACUGUGGCUUCAGUUUAUUCUAGCUUUGAUAGUCACCCUCUAGCCUCUACUGUACAAUGCAGAAUAACUUGCUUCUCACAGUACAGUGCAGAGUAGUAUCUAUUUAUAUCUACCUCAUUGACUGUACAAUGCCAGUGUACUCUAGCGCAAUAUAGUACCACACCAGUUGGCAUGGUGACAGUUGACAGUAGUCGUACAGUACCCAGAUCAGCUUUAUUUAAACUCAGCAGUGCAGUGCAAUAUUAAUGAGCCAGCACUGUAAAAGUGCCAUUUAUUUUUCAACAAGAAAAAAGGUUCAUGGAUUGGAGAGUCACCCUAAAUGGAAAAUCGAAGCCCAAUUCUUUAUACAUUUACAUUUACAUUUUCGUCAUUUAGCAGACGCUCUUAUCCAGAGCGACUUACAAAUAGGUGCAUUCA